AAAAUGGAUGAAGCAAUCUGUAUCAAAUAAUUUAUUUUAAAUGAUGGAAUAGAUGAGUAUGAUCAAAAAUAACAUUUUAGAUUCUCAUAACAACAUGUUGAAGAGGAAUCUUUAGAACAUUUAUAUUAUUCCAUUAUGUAGUGUCAAUCAAAUUGUGAUUAUAAUGAUUUCAAUUAAAACUUAAACUAGAAAAGAAGGAUUAAUGAUAUGAAGUAUCAUUUUUUAUCUUAUAGAUUCUAUCUAGAUUUUCCUAUCUCGAAGAUAAGAGAAUUUUAGAAUUGGUUAUUUAACUAGGACCCAAUUUCAAUAAAAUAGUUAAAUAUUUCCCAGGAAAAACAAUGAAUAUGAUCAAAAAUAGAUAUUAUAAAAAGUUAAGAUAUAAUAAGGAUGACUAUUUGGAUGACAAAGAAAAAACUAAAACAAAUCAUAAAGUCAAAAAAGACACUUGAAAAGAACCAUACACACAGAAU
This is a messenger RNA of Paramecium sonneborni, 470 nucleotides long. The record is from the annotation of a GenBank genome assembly. NCBI's taxonomy places the organism in Eukaryota, Ciliophora, Oligohymenophorea, Peniculida, Parameciidae.